ACCACCUUGGCAUAAUGAAUUACUCGUAAUGUGCACCCUAAGAUGCUUGUUAUAGAUAUGCAUGCAUUAAAUUAUUAUAAAUUGUCUGCCUUUAUUUUAACGGAGUGGAACUGCCAACACAUUGAAGAAGAAGAAGCGGUUUAUGGUGAUUUGCAAUUCCGAGUUCCGACUAAUUGACCAACAGAAACCAUUCAAACCAACACGAGCAGAGCAGGGUGUUAGAAUGGAUACUGAGCAACCAAAGAACACUUCUGUACCGAAGAUGAGUGUUUUUGAAGAUGAUGACGAGUUUGAGGAGUUUGACAUUGAUGAAACUGAAGAUGAUAAUAAAGAGUUAAAAGAUGUAACCCAGCAGUGGGAAGAUGAUUGGGAUGAUGACGAUGUCAACGAUGACUUCUCUCAGCAACUAAAGAGGGAAUUGGAAAGCAACACUGGGAAGAACUAAGAUGGUAUCCCUUUAUUUUCUAAUGUUUUGGCAUUAAAAAUGGUCGUUUAAAGUUCAUGAUUUUGUACACUUCACCAGCUCUGAAUGCUUGUACCUUAAAACUCUUGUUCCUUUAUGUGUGUGUUUUUCAAACAAGAUACUUGUGACCUACAUCUGCUUUAUAUCCUGUGUGGUGCAUCUGAAUGACGACUGAAUCA
Molecule: messenger RNA, 642 nt
Organism: Cuscuta europaea
Lineage: Eukaryota; Viridiplantae; Streptophyta; Magnoliopsida; Solanales; Convolvulaceae
Source: the annotation of a GenBank genome assembly